Schistosoma bovis is the source of this 1854-nucleotide messenger RNA. NCBI's taxonomy places the organism in Eukaryota, Metazoa, Platyhelminthes, Trematoda, Strigeidida, Schistosomatidae. The record is from the annotation of a GenBank genome assembly.
AUGGAACAAGAAACAAAAUAUGAUUCCAUGACAUCGUCUCAUUAUUGUUUUGGUUUAAAAAUGAAAUCACAUGAGAUUCAUGAAGGAAAAAGUAAGUCAUUAUGUAGAAAUCCAGUUGGUUCAUCAACAUCAAUAUCUAUGCCAAUUGCAUGGCCUAAAAGAGUUGGAUCAAGGAAAAAAUCAAAUACAAGCACAGAAUUCGAAGAAAAAUCCGAAUGUGGAAUUCAAAAACAAUCAUUAACGGAUAUAGCCAAUAACGAUAAAUACAAAAAAGAAACAGAUACACAAAAACAACGCUUUUGGCGCUUCUUCAGGAUUGGGUUUACAAACAAAUCAAAAAAGCAAAAGGCAGAUUUACUUAAUAAUGAAAUAUCCCCAUUCGAUGCAAUAAGAAAUGUUUCAGCUAAACACUCACAUUUCGUCAAGUAUCUUGCUUUAGAAGGUUCAGUCAAUCAAAGUUUAACCUACCUUCCAUCAACGGUCAAAAUGAGUUUGCAGUGGCCUGAUCAAGAAAAAUCAGAUAUAUUUGAUUCCAAUGAAACAAAAAAUUCAACAGUGUGUUCAAACGAAUGUGUUAAUCCUGAAGAAAGUAGCUACAAGAAUGACAACUGUACUAAUGUGAUGAUCCAACCACCUAAAUGUGGACAGAGAAGUUCUAGUGUUACACCAUCAGAUAGGUUUUCAGAAACAUCUAGUGAUAGAAACAUAGAAUCUUGUUCGACAUGCGAAAAAGUUUAUCCACCAACUCCUGUUGCCUCCAAAUCUACCGUGCUUCUCCGUCGCCCAAGAACUCCCACUUUAGGAAGAGCUGCUUUAUUUGUUCGUGCAUCAUAUAUGGGUGUGGAUAAGUCAGGAACACCAACUAGUUUAUCAUUUUCAAAACAAAGUACAAAACGAGAUACUGUGUUAUCAAAUGAUUCUCAUUUCAGUGAUUUUCCGAAUUUAUCCAGUACACAGUCAGGUUUUAUUAGUCGUAGUUCAAGUCUAAACUCUGAACUCAGGGAAUUCAAUCAAAAUACACAGCAAAGUUUUAACCGAUUAUCUGUUAAAAAUAACUCAUCACAAACUAAUUUACAACCAUUUAAUCUGAAUGGACGUCAGUAUGAAACGAAAAUUCCAAAAGCUACAUCGAGUAGAUAUAAUUGUCAUGCUUAUGAUACUGUUCCGUUGGAUAAACUUGAAUGUUUGAAAUUAAUUCCUUCAGUACAAAUGUUGAGUAAAAGUUCUGAAGUAAAUUCAGAAUCCUCAAAUUUAGCAUUUAUCAAAUCAUCUGAUAAUGUUCCAACUACAAUUUCUUCUUUACAUGGAGAUCAAAAACUACAUUCACAUACUAGUGAAUAUAACACUGAACAAAAUCAAACUCAAGUGAUAGAAUCUAAUAUUUUGCAAGAUACAAGACAUUCUGUUGAUAUGUUGAUUACGUCAUCUUCAGAAACUGAAGUAUCAGUUGUGACUCACAAAAAACCAAUAAAAUAUGAAUCUAACCGUACUUUGGAAAUCUCUAAUCUCCAGCCUAAUCCACAAUCCUUUUCAAAAAAUUGUAGCAAUAUUUCAAAUUCACGUAAAUCAGUUGAAAUUCCAAAAGCUUCAGUGCAACCUAUAAGACAGAAACCUGUCAAGAUUAUCAAUGGAGCAGAAUUACCGACUUCACCAAGAUCUCGUAGUUCACAAAAAUCAAGUCAUCCAUUUUAUUCAAAAUCAAAUAAAAAUUUAACAAAAAAAUUCAGUGAAUCUAUUAGUAACACUGAAACCAGUACUGAAAUACCGUUUCCCAAACAUAACUUAGAGUAUACUAAACAGUUUCAAAAUGAAACAAUGAUCGAUCAUUCAGUUAACAUUGGAUCAUUUGUGUAA